CAAAUUUGCAGGAAUUUUGAAUUGCUUAUUAUGCUGUCACUCGUUAUCAUCAAAUGUUUAAUUGCAUUGACAGUAAUUAUAAUAUUAUCAAUUACUGAAACGAAUGCACAAGUAACUGUACUAACCCUUCGAUCGUUCGUUACCAAUUUCGCAGGCCCUAAUUCGUUGAACGGUAAUGCUAACGGAAUACAGACAUUCACUUUUAAUGUGACCCGUCGAACAGGAGAUCGAUCUGAUUCACCUCCACCGACUACUACUGUUAACCCUUUGUCACUGCUUUUUCAACUUUAUCUCAGGGGUUUAACUCAAGCGUCAGCGUCUGGUACAGGCUUCCCAUCUUUUCCUCAAUAUGGUUAUCCUUAUUAUCCAUACUACGGUGGAUACAGAGGAUAUGGUUACAGCC
This is a messenger RNA of Loa loa (African eye worm), 403 nucleotides long. RefSeq lists its product as hypothetical. The transcript has 3 exons. The annotation marks the transcript as partial. The record is from RefSeq and is a predicted model, not a curated record. NCBI's taxonomy places the organism in Eukaryota, Metazoa, Nematoda, Chromadorea, Rhabditida, Onchocercidae.